AUGAUGCACAGUCAUGUGCUCACAGUCCUUAUUCUUCCGCUAUGUGCUUCUGCACUCCACAUCUGGCCCCGUCAGUCUAGCAACUGUCCAGCAGUAUGGAAAGACAUUGCCGAACGCCUCAAAUCUGACUUUGCGGGCUGCAACCCACUAUCCCAUGCCGCCAUACGCGCCCCAUUUCACGACUGCAUUAACAAUGGCUGUGACGGCUCCCUCAUCCUCACUUCCGAAUGCACACGCUCCGAAAACGCCGGCCUCCCCCAACUCUGCACCCACCUCUUAAGCCUCACGAAUGAAUUCUCCGUCUCGGCCGCAGACACCGUCCAGUUUGCCGCCGCAAUCGCCAUAUCCUCAUGCCCGCUUGGACCGCGCGUCCGCGCCCUCGUAGGUCGUCGCUCCAGCGAUUCUGCCGCGGCCGAGGGCCAGAUACCCGGGAGCCGGGAUGCGGUUGAAGAUAUACUGGGGGCGUUUAGGGCAAAAGGGAUAAGUGCUGGGGAGCUGGUCGCUUUGCUGGGGACACACUCUGUGGCACAGCAGCGUUUUGAUGAUCCGAGUCAGGCGGGGCAACCGCUGGAUAGUACGCCAUGGGUUUAUGACAGUGUUUUCUAUAAGGAGACGAGGAGUGGUCAGGCGCCCUAUUCGCUGAGUAGUGACAGGAGGCUGAGUAAUUACAGUGAGACGUCAGAGGCUUGGUCCACAUUCGCUGAUAGUAUCUCAUCCUGGGCUGCUGUCUUCGUCCCCGCGUGGAAUAAAUUCAGUGUUAUUGGUAACGAUGUGGGGAGUUUGCAGGACUGUUCCUAUCUGGUACCGCAGGGUCAGGUAUUCAUAGGGCUUACUCGUCAAGAUAUUGUUGCACAUGCUCAUCAUUGCCACAGUGAAAUUGGCCUUAUCGCACCCACUCCGCUCUUCUACGUGAAGACUCUGUUAUUUCGUUUUCUUCGCGGUGGUGUUGCCUCUAAUGCAGAAUCCGGUAAUUAUUAUGUCGGAAUCUAUAAUGCCUUGGUUCCCGAGUCGGGAUUGCCCCGCUCUCUGGGUUCCGACAUGUAUGGCACUGGUCACAUACAUGGACUAGGGCUGAUGCAGUUAUGUAGAUCGGAAUCUGAUCAGUUAUGA
Molecule: messenger RNA, 1110 nt
Organism: Plenodomus lingam JN3
Lineage: Eukaryota; Fungi; Ascomycota; Dothideomycetes; Pleosporales; Leptosphaeriaceae
Biological process (GO): response to oxidative stress
Molecular function (GO): heme binding; peroxidase activity
Source: RefSeq, a predicted model, not a curated record